GGGCACUCUGGCAGCUGGGUGAAGGCCCAUCUGGGCGAGCCUCCCUCAGCGGCCCCACGGCAGGCCUGCCCCCUUCACUUUCAGGUUUCUCAAAGUGCCUUCCUGCUCCUGUCUGCUUCCCCAUCCUGCCAGGUUUCCAUCUUCCUGUUUCCCUCCCUGGGCUGGUGGCAGUGGGGGGCUGUGCCCAGUGGGCCCCGUGGAGAUGCUCAGUGCCUGGGAUCGCCGGGACCGGCCCCCUGAAGAGGGGGCAGCUGCAGGGCUCCAGGGCUUCGCUGUGGACAAGACCUUCCUCUCCUCUCUCAAAGGCAUCCUGCUGGAAACUGAGCUGGCCCUGACCUUCAUCAUCUUCAUCUGCUUCACGGCCUCCAUCUCUGCCUACAUGGCCGCAGCGCUGCUGGAGUUCUUCAUCACGCUCGCCUUCCUCUUCCUCUACGCCACCCAGUACUACCAGCGCUUUGAUCGGCUGAACUGGCCCUGUCUGGACUUCCUCCGCUGUGUCAGCGCCAUCAUCAUCUUCCUGGUGGUCUCCUUUGCGGCCGUGACCUCCAGGGAUGGAGCUGCCAUUGCUGCUUUUGUUUUUGGCAUCAUCCUAGUUUCCGUCUUUGCCUAUGAUGCUUUCAAGAUCUACCGGACUGAGAUAGCACCCAGGGCCACCCAGGGGGACCAGCAGUGACCCUGGGGCUACCCGGCUUCUGGACUCAGCCAAAUCAAGGAGACAGUGGAGCCCAGAUACAUCUCCUUUGGAUUCAGCAGCUGCCCCAGCCCACUGCCCCUUACCCCAGGCCUACAGAGUUGGAGCCUGGCCUGAGAAGUCACCGGGGACUUGUCUCUGGGGCCUGGUGUCUGCCAUCUUGCUCCUGAUGAAGCUCAGCCAGGGAGCGGGUGUUACGGAGGGAGGAGGAUACAGGAGGAAGCUGGUCAUUCCCAAAUUAAAAGAUUCGA
Molecule: messenger RNA, 942 nt
Organism: Diceros bicornis minor
Lineage: Eukaryota; Metazoa; Chordata; Mammalia; Perissodactyla; Rhinocerotidae
Gene: CMTM5
Product: CKLF like MARVEL transmembrane domain containing 5
Exons: 5
Coding region: 203-673 (156 amino acids)
Cellular component (GO): membrane
Source: RefSeq, a predicted model, not a curated record